Messenger RNA from Mycena citricolor, 1626 nucleotides. The record is from the annotation of a GenBank genome assembly. Lineage: Eukaryota; Fungi; Basidiomycota; Agaricomycetes; Agaricales; Mycenaceae.
AACAUGCACAAAUCGAGGACAAUGGCCAUCUCUCUACUACAUAGGCCGUGACGAACGCCUCAUGACCACUCUUCUUCUUCUUCCUUGCUUUCUUCGCGCUCAGAGUAGACGCGCCGACCUACUCGAUCGCUGCGUUCGCACUUGAGACAUACUUCGCUCUCUAUUGUUCUUUGCGGCCUGAUCGACGCACUGCCGUGCCACGUUCCGCCACAAUCAGAACCUCCAACUGGCCCCAGAUGCCCCCAAGGUUCAUCAUCGAGGACGCAGGGACGAUCCGGGAGACACGCGACGACCCGAACUCACCCUCGCGUCCGCGGAAGCGCGCGCGAGUCGACUCAGUAGCUGACGGCGGAGGGUACGAGUACACGGGGACCGAGCGUCCUACCGAGCCUUGUGGCCCGGUGCACGACGAUCCAGUCUACUUCUCGAACGAUGCGGAUGCGGAGUGUGUGGUGCGCGUUGGCAAUACGCGGUUCAAGGUCAAAGGCGAUCUUCUAGCGGAUGUCUCGAUCUUGUUCAAGGAUAUGCUGCUCCGCCAGAGACGCUUGAAGAGACAACCGGACGGUUCGAUGUACCCGUUGGUACUCGUUUCGAUUACGCUGCCCGAAGAGUUCCGGGCACUGAUGUGGGCUUUGAAUGCCAGUGAAAAAGAACUUUUAGCCCAACCUAUCGAGCACGACGAAAUCGACCGCCUGCUCUCCAUCUCCUCCAUAUCGUACCAGUUCGAUUGCCCGAAACUAAAGACAUGGGCAAACGCCGCCCUUCUCCGCACUUUUUCCGCGGAGACUUCUCUCCUAUCAAGCUGCUCGUCGGCGCUGCUCACCCGUGCUCUGGACGUCGCCAUCCGCACCCGCCAAGACGACCUGAUCGAAGCGACAAUCACGCGCUGGUGCGAACGCCUGAAGACGGGCGACACACCCUGCGUGCCGGCCAUCAUCGCCGCGGACAUCCACGAACUGCAGGGCCUGCGCGGGGUGGCCUACUACCAGCAUGUGCAGAGCAUGAUCGCGCGGCAGACGACCGUGACGGGGCGCGGGGCGACGCAGUUCACGGCCGACGCGCGGCUGAGCAAUGCGCAGGUGAUGCGGCUUCUGUCGGGGCACUGGUCGCUUGUCAGUCUCUGGGAACGGACGAGGAAGAGCGCGGUCAAUUUCGCUUGCGAGUGCAGCGGUGUGAAGAGUUUGUGUGCGGACCUCUGGGUGCAGCGGUGGAAAUGCGCUGUGACGUCAGACAGGGUGAAUGCGCUCAGCUCAGGCAGCAUCUUGAGGUUGAUCGCCUUGGUCGGGGAUAUCCUGGCGGCGGACCAGAGGUUGAAGGAAGAGAUGUCUCCGGGGUGCCGGCGUAAUGCGCUGGCAGCAGUCAAGACACGCGCAGAAGAGAUCGAGGAAGGUAUUGCUGACCACUUCUUUGGGUGGCUUUGAGCUUUCCCUUUGCCUGUACAUGCUACUUAUUUGCCAUUUGCUUUGUACUUCUAGUCAUCGGUGUACAUGUAUUAUGAUGUUAGACAUGCAUACAGCAUCUGUAACUCACACGCGACUGCCUCACUCGCCGGCACGUCGAUCUUUAUCUCAAUGUGCCCCGCACUGCUGUAGAGAGUGGAAACGAGCCCAGUGUGCAUUGUACUCG